AUGGCCCUCACGUUUCUGCUCCUCCUGGCAUGUAUGAUGCAGGGCGCACUGGGGAUCCACGUGAGGCAGCCCCAGGUAGUGCUUCCCCGCGCAGCCACGAGCAUUCAAGGCGCACACCAACGAGGCAUGGGGAAGCUUCUUUUUUUAAGCACCCCAAGUAAUUACCAUCGUGUGCACCUUCACCAAAAUCGAAUGGAAAACAAAAAGGAGACAAGUCCGGAAGAACAGGACGCGCCAACAUUUGAUGAAUAUUUUAACAAGCGGGCAGAGGAGGACUACACCAAGUUAGAAGCGGAGAAGCUUAAAAUAAUGAAGGAGAAUGCCAACACGUAUAGGGGAGAAAUUAGGAAGGUACUUGAGCGAAGUUACAAAAGCGAAUACGAGAAAUUGCUCAAGGAGGAGAAGGAGGAUGAGGAGGUGAGCGGACAGGUGCACGAAAAUCUCAAGAUAACGUUUCUUAUGAAGGAGAACAUAAACAAUUUUCUGUUCACGCGGUACAGCUAUAUGAUCAACCGGCUGAAGGAGCAGUCUGCUAUUUUGAAGAGCCUGCGCGGGCGAGCGCCGGGGGCCACCACGGAGCAGGACUCCAAAGUGGGCAAGUGUACCGAGGAGCACCCCACCGAGGGGGUGACCUCCGAGGAGAAUACUUCCGAGGGGAAGAGCGUCGAGUGGAAGAACGCCGAUGGAAAGUGUACCGAGUGGAAGGCCACCGAGGAAAGUGCCCCCCUCGAGUCCGUACAAUUCUUCAGACCGCAAACGGGCUUCGCCCAAGGGAGCUGCGCCGAGGCCAGGAAUUGCUCCACCUUCAGUGACCAUAUCUUUGCCAACGCCAAGUUACUGUUGGGCACGAAGAAGGACGCAUCAGUUGGGUCAUUGUACACAUUGGACCAGGAGCAAGACAACCAGAAGGAGGCAAUGAAAGAAGAGGACAACCCCAUGUCGGGGAGCCUCACAGAGGAAGAUGAAAGCGAACAAAAGCUAUUCUCAAGAAGCAACGUAUCCGCCCUAGAGCUCUUCAAAAAUAACGUGAACACAUUCCUCUCUUAUAAAAAGGAAAACAUAAUAAAAAAUAACCUGCAUGAAAGUUUACUCUACGGAAGAGUGAAGGUCCACUGGUUCCCCAAAUUCAUGAAAAGGAUCAUUUCGAAGUUGUCUGAUUAUAUAAAAGUGAGUGAUGUGAUUGUGGAGGUCAGAAAUGGAAUCAUCCCUUUCGUGUUCGACGAUUUGCACGCACUAGAUAUUUUUAAUUUUAGGACCAACAAGCCAAGAAUAAUUGUUUAUACAAAUUGUGAUCGGUCUUCCAUCAAAGGGAAUGAAGAAUGGGGGAGCUACUACAGGAGGAAACUUUUCUGGUACGAUAAAAACUUCAAUAAAAAAGUAGAAAAUAAAGAAGGCAUGCAAAAUCAACUCAAAAAAAGCGCCGUUAUAUUUGUGGAUGCGAAAAAUGGCAAGAAGGAAAUUAUUGUGUUAAAAAAAUUAAUUAACAGAUUAUGUCAUCAUGUGAUUGAAAGGAAAAAAAAAAAAGGUCUCCACAACUAUAAAGUGAAAUGCAUUUUUAUCGGGUUACCCAAUGUCGGCAAGUCAGCUCUUAUUAAUCGUUUGCUCGAGGUGAAAAAGACCAAGUCGUAUGACUACCCAGGUCUUACCACGAACAUACAAAUGUAUUCUACCAAAAAGUACGAACUGAUUGAUACACCUGGAAUUUUAGCACCCAAUCUUUAUACACUAAGGGAGAGAGUGAUCACAAGUAAGAAUGCUAUACUAGAUAAAAUUUAUAAUCGCCAUCCUAGUGAUGAUAACAGUACCGGCAAUAACGUCGUUCAUAUUCGAAACUACAAUAGUUACAUGCACGUGGAAAAUAACAUUUACCUGCUUGCUCUUUGCAACCACAUAACUCCAAAAAUGUAUGACAUAUACAACGUCGCGGAGACGCUCCUACAAAACUUCCACAGUGCUUAUGUUUACGACAAUGAAUAUGUGGACAUGGCCAAAAUUAUCAAGCGCUAUCAAAUUAGUUUCACAGACUGUGUGGACUUUGAGGGGAAAUUCAGCGCCUACCACUUCAUUCAGCGCUUGGCGCGGGAUCGUUUCCACAAUGACUUGAACCAAGCCUCUAUGCGCCUUGUCACGGACUUUCGCAAGGGAUACCUAGGUCGCAUGACACUCAGCUACCCUCUCUACUUCAAUCGGCGUUCCAUUCGCCUCCGCGUGGCUCAGCAAUACAUACGCCAACCCGGCGACCGCUACGUGGGUUGGUAA
This is a messenger RNA of Plasmodium fragile, 2259 nucleotides long. RefSeq lists its product as uncharacterized. Lineage: Eukaryota; Apicomplexa; Aconoidasida; Haemosporida; Plasmodiidae. Gene Ontology annotation, cellular component: mitochondrion. The coding region runs from base 1 to 2259 and encodes 752 amino acids. The transcript has a single exon. Gene Ontology annotation, molecular function: GTP binding; GTPase activity. The record is from RefSeq and is a predicted model, not a curated record.